AUGGCAAACACCGGAAACGCACCUCCUGUCGGCCAGGAGAACAUUAACACCGAUAUCGUCACUCUCUCCCGCUUCUUGACGGAGGAGCAGACCAAGCACCCCGAAGCUUCAGGAGACUUCACCCUUCUGUGCCAUGCCUUGCAAUUUUCCUUCAAGUCCAUCGCCUACUACAUCCGUCGCGCCUCCCUAAUUAAUCUUACGGGUCUUGCCGGUUCGUCCAACACAACAGGUGACGACCAAAAGAAGCUCGACGUCAUCGGAAAUGACAUCUUCAUAUCUGCCAUGAAGGGCUCAGGAAAGUGCCGCAUUCUAGUCUCAGAGGAAGAGGAGGAUGUUAUCAAAUUUGAUGAACACCCCGAUGCCCGCUACGCAGUCGUCUGUGACCCCAUCGACGGUUCCUCCAACCUGGAUGCCGGUGUCUCGGUUGGUACCAUCUUCGGUAUCUUCCAAUUGCCCGACGAGCUCCUCGGCGCAAACAAGACCGUCGGACCUGAAGCUCUCCUUCACCCCGGAACUAGCCUUGUCGCCUCCGGCUUCACCAUGUACGGUGCCUCUGCUCAAUUGGUCAUCACCAUGCGUGGUGGCGGUGUGAACGGCUUCACCCUCGAAAACUCCCUGGGCGAGUUCAUCCUUACCCACCCCAACAUGAUCCUUCCUGCCAAGCGCUCCAUCUACUCUGUCAACGAGGGUAACUCCAAGUACUGGGAUGAGUGGUGCAACCAGUACUUCCACUCUCUUAAGUACCCUGCCGAGGGCGAGAAGCCUUACAGUGCUCGUUAUAUCGGUUCCAUGGUUGCUGAUGCUUAUCGUACUCUGCUGUACGGUGGUAUCUUCGCUUAUCCCGCGGACUCCAAGAGCCCCAAGGGUAAGCUCCGUAUUCUGUACGAGUGCGCGCCUAUGGCUAUGUUGUUCGAGAAUGCGGGUGGUCUGGCUGUGAACUCUCGUAUGGAGCGAUUAAUGGAGGUUGUCCCUGAGCAUAUCCACGAUAAGAGUGGUGUGUUCCUUGGCUCUAAGGAUGAGGUGCAGAAGGUCAUUGAUAUGUACAACAAGUACAACAAAUAA
This is a messenger RNA of Penicillium angulare, 1062 nucleotides long. RefSeq names its product fructose 1,6-bisphosphate 1-phosphatase (gene fbp1). The transcript has a single exon. The record is from RefSeq and is a predicted model, not a curated record. Gene Ontology annotation, molecular function: fructose 1,6-bisphosphate 1-phosphatase activity. Gene Ontology annotation, cellular component: cytoplasm; cytosol. NCBI's taxonomy places the organism in Eukaryota, Fungi, Ascomycota, Eurotiomycetes, Eurotiales, Aspergillaceae. Bases 1 to 1062 code for a protein of 353 amino acids. Gene Ontology annotation, biological process: sucrose biosynthetic process; fructose 1,6-bisphosphate metabolic process; fructose 6-phosphate metabolic process.